Molecule: messenger RNA, 2513 nt
Organism: Bombina bombina (fire-bellied toad)
Lineage: Eukaryota; Metazoa; Chordata; Amphibia; Anura; Bombinatoridae
Gene: MLH1
Product: mutL homolog 1
Exons: 19
Coding region: 76-2331 (751 amino acids)
Biological process (GO): mismatch repair
Cellular component (GO): MutLalpha complex
Molecular function (GO): ATP-dependent DNA damage sensor activity; mismatched DNA binding; ATP hydrolysis activity
Source: RefSeq, a predicted model, not a curated record
UGGGAAGUCACUAAAGUGUGGCGCUGGUCCGACAAAAAAAAAAAAAAAAUAGGAUUGAGGUCUCAAGUAUAGAUCAUGGCGCUGACUGUUGGGGUUAUCCGCCGGCUUGAUGAGACAGUUGUCAAUAGAAUCGCGGCUGGAGAGGUCAUCCAGAGGCCGGCAAAUGCUAUAAAGGAGAUGAUAGAAAAUUGUUUGGAUGCCAAGUCAACCAGCAUUCAAGUGACCAUAAAAGAAGGAGGAAUGAAAUUAAUCCAAAUUCAGGACAACGGAACUGGAAUUAGGAAAGAAGAUAUGGACAUUGUGUGUGAGAGGUUCACAACAAGCAAACUUCAGUCUUUUGAAGACUUGUCCAGCAUUGCUACAUAUGGAUUUCGAGGAGAAGCUUUGGCAAGUAUAAGUCACGUGGCUCAUGUUACUAUAACCACCAAAACAGCCGAUGGGAAAUGUGCUUACAGAGCAAGUUAUGCAGAUGGAAAGCUGAAAGCUCCCCCAAAACCUUGUGCUGGGAACCAGGGCACCCAGAUUACGGUUGAAGAUCUUUUCUAUAAUGUCUCCACAAGACGGAAAGCUCUGAAGAGUGCAAGCGAGGAGUAUGCAAAAAUAGUUGAAGUUGUGAGUAGGUAUGCUAUCCAUAACUCUGGCAUUAGCUUUUCAAUUAAGAAGCAAGGUGAGACAAUGGCAGAUGUGAGAACACUGACAAACGCAACAACUGUAGACAAUAUACGCUCUGUAUUUGGAAAUGCGGUCAGCAGAGAGUUAAUUGAAGUUGGUUGUGAGGAUUCAAAACUUGCCUUUAAAUUGAAGGGUCAUGUGACUAAUGCCAACUAUUCUAUGAAAAAAAGCAUUUUCUUGCUCUUCAUUAAUGCAAGGCUGGUUGAAUCCACAUCUCUAAAGAAGGCCAUAGAAACUGUAUAUGCUGCCUAUUUGCCAAAGAAUACACAUCCUUUCCUGUACUUAAGCCUGGAAAUUGCACCUCAAAAUGUGGAUGUGAAUGUGCACCCAACCAAGCAUGAGGUUCAUUUCCUGCACGAAGACAGCAUCAUUGAAAAGAUCCAGCAACACAUUGAGAGCAAAUUGCUUGGGUCCAAUUCAUCCAGAAUGUACUUCACACAGACAUUAUUACCUGGAGCCUCUAUCUGCGCCAGUGAUGUUGUCAAACCAGCAGCUGCUUCUUCUGCACCACAGAAGACCAAUGACAAGAUAUAUGCUCACCAAAUGGUACGCACAGACUCAAGAGAGCAGAAAUUAGAUGCCUUUCUACAGCCUCUGAACAAACCACAGCAGCCAGACCACCAGCCUUCUGAGGUUGUUGAAGUCCAACACUCAGAUAGAGAUUGCCAGCAAGAUACAGAGAUGGAAGAGUUAAGUGAUUUCGACUUGCUUGGUGCUUCUGAAGUUAAUACUAAUCCAGAGGAUUCUGGAAUUAAAUCAAACAAAGCGGAACCUAGCACGUCUUCAGAUAAUGUUUCAUCCAGGAAGAGGCAGCGCAGAGAUUCUGAUGUGGAAAUGGUGGAAAAUGAAUCAGUGAAGAAUAUGACAGCUGCUUCAACCCCAAGGAGAAGGGUUAUUAAACUAACAAGUAUAUUGACCCUACAGAAAGAAAUUGAGGAGAAGGCACACAAAGUUCUUCAAGAUAUGCUGCGCAACCAUUCAUUUGUGGGCUGUGUCAGUCCUCAGUGGGCUCUAGCCCAAUAUCAGACAAAGUUAUAUCUCCUGAACACCACAAAGCUAAGCCAAGAACUGUUUUACCAAAUACUUGUUUAUGAUUUUGGAAACUUUGGCAUUAUGAGAUUAUCAGAGUCAGCCCCACUGUAUGAUUUGGCUAUGCUAGCACUGGAUAGUGCCGAGAGUGGAUGGACUGAGGAAGAUGGCCCUAAAGAAGGACUUGCUGAGUAUAUUGUUCAGUUUCUUCAGAAAAAGUCUGAGAUGUUGAAAGAUUACUUCUCACUUGAAAUUGAUGAGGAAGGAAGACUUACAGGACUACCACUGUUGAUCGACAAUUAUAUCCCACCUCUGGAAGGAUUGCCAAUGUUUAUCUUGCGUUUAGCUACAGAGAUUAAUUGGGAUGACGAGAGAGAAUGUUUUGAGAGUUUUAGCAAAGAAUGUUCCAUGUUUUACUCACUGAGGAAGCAAUAUAUACUGGAAGAAUCUGAAAAAUCCUCGGACAAUAACCCAGGAUUUGGCUCAGCAUCCUGGAGAUGGACAACCGAACACAUUUUGUAUAAAUGCUUCCGCACCCACCUUCUUCCUCCAAAACCUUUUGCAGAAGAUGGAACUAUUCUACAACUUGCCAAUCUUCCAGACUUGUAUAAAGUCUUUGAACGCUGCUAGAAAAUAGCAGAUUAUUUACUAUGGGCUCCCAAGACAACUCCAUUGAUGUUUCUGGAACCAACUGAAUAUACACUCCCUUUCGAAUAUAUGACUUAUGUAUGUUUUUAGUCAUCUUAGAACUUCCAAUUAUAUGUACAAAUUGUACAGUUUACAUGUAUAUAAACAUUAUAUUUGUAUAUACA